AUUCAAUCCGUUUGGCAGGCAAACGGUGGGUGGAUCACAGGGAUGGCGCCCGGCACCCGGCGACGAGCGGCAGAUGGGGCGGUGGAGCAGUAUGAUCCCGCCACCAGGUUCCUCUACGUCCCACACACAGUGACCUUCCUCUUCUUGGGGCUGCUGGCGCUCGUGUACUUCAGCCACCCCCUGCACCCGGAGCGCCGCCCCGCUGACCCUGCCGCCGCCGAUGCCUUGGCCUACAGCAACUCAAAGCUGGGCAUCUGGGCCAUGGUGCUGGUGUACCUGGGCUACUCUGUGGUGCAGGGCCCCAGCACCUGCAUGGUGCGCCCGCACCCGGCCGUCUGGCGCCUGGUGCAUGGCAUCAUGGUCUGUUACCUGAUGCUCAUGACCUACCUCCUCUUCCAGACCGUGGACGACGCCAGGCUGUUCCUGCGGCACCUGUACCCGGAGCUGGGUGUGGAGCUGCCCGAGCGGCAGUACGGUGCCGACUGCCGCCUGUACAUCCCGGGGGAGGGAGUCAAUUGGAAGGCCCUCCACGACACUGUGUUUGACGAGUUUGUGGUGGCCCACACGCUGGGCUGGUGGGGCAAGGCGCUGAUCAUCCGCAACUACACCAUGCUCUGGUUCAUCUCCAUUGCCUUUGAGCUGUGCGAGAAGACGCUGCAGCACUGGCUGCCCAACUUCAACGAGUGCUGGUGGGACAGCUGGCUGCUGGAUGUGGCCAUCUGCAACGCAAUAGGCAUCUACACAGGCAUGUGGACGGUGCGGUACUUCAAGAGCAAGCAGUACAACUGGAGCGGCAUCAGCGAGCAGCCCAGCCUGCUGGCCAAGGCCAAGCGCGGCCUGCUGCAGUUUACCCCCUACUCCUGGGACGACUUUGAGUGGCACGUCUUCAGCAGCCCCAAGCGCUGCUUUGGCGCACCCCUCGCCCUGCAGUGCUUCUUCCCGGUGGGCAUCAUCCUGCUGUUUGAGGUCAACCACUUCUUCCUCAAAUUCGUGCUGUGGGUGCCGCCCAUCAACCCGCUCAACACCUACCGCCUCGCCAUCCUCUUCCUCUUUGCCCUGCCCGGCAUCAAGGAGUAUUACGAGUUCCUGGAGUCCCCCUCCCGCAACAUCUUCACCAAGCUGGGCACCUUUGCCUGGCUGGCCAUGGCCAUCGCUGUGGUGGAGACCCUCAUCUGCAUCAAGUUCAGCAAGGGGCUCUUCCCACAACCCUGGCCCCGGGAGGUGCUGGUGGCGUGGGGGCUUGCAGUGACCGUGUUUGGGGUUGUGUUUGGCACUUGGAGUUACCGUUACUAUGUCAGCUCAGGCGUGGCGGCUGGUGGGGGGCGCAGAGCCAUCACCACGCGGCAAAAGACGCGUUGACAAGGCAGCCCAGGUCACCUCGCCCUCGUUGCUUGCACGUGUGCCCUCGCUUUUGUAUCCCGCCCUUUUUGACCAGCACUGCCACACUUGCAGUUUUUGUUCACAACCUGUUCAUUACAACAAAAAGAACAUUACAAUGCAAAGAUCAAAGAAGUCGUGGUUUGAGUAGAAUCUUGCAGUUCUGGAGUCUGCAGCAAUGGUGCUGGCAUGACUGUGGCAGAGGAGCACGGACGACAGCAGAGGGCCUCGGGGUAGAAGGCCACCUGGUUGGGAGUGCUGCCGAAAUGCGGUGGGCGGAGGGGUGACGAGAGAGUGGGGCAACAUUUGCCAAGGGAAUUCGUGAAGUAGGAAACAGAGAGCGCCAAGCAGAGGUGAGGACCGGAGGUGGACGCCUGAUGAUGAUGGGUGGUGGUGGGGACGGCGGGUACGGUGGAGCAGCAUGCACAACUGCGAUGCGCUCGCCGCAGGAACCGGGGAGCGGUGGUCGCCGACGGGUGUUUAUGCACGGGGUUGGGCUUGGUUGCCAGUGAGGAGGGAAGAAGUAGUAUGAAGAGACGUAGUAUGGAGAGCCCUGUCGAGACGGGCACGUGAGCGGAUGGCAGCCAGACGGAAAAAUUAGCAUGCUGGGGAGCAGAUGAUGGGCGGUAUAGCUUUUGCUGGGGUACAUGGGGCGGGCGCCAGUGCCACGGUCUCCAAACGACCGUGGGCGCUGGUCGGCAUUCGAAUGCGAGGUCAGGUGGGGGAGUUGGGGCUGGCGUGGUGGAGGGGCGUGCUGGCCAGGCUGUCCAGGCUGAGGGAUCCCGACCUGCGGGACAGCAGGGAGUGCAGGCUGCGCAUCGAGUUCUGCUGGCCCUCGAUGCUGCUGCGUACCAU
Molecule: messenger RNA, 2232 nt
Organism: Chlorella variabilis
Lineage: Eukaryota; Viridiplantae; Chlorophyta; Trebouxiophyceae; Chlorellales; Chlorellaceae
Exons: 10
Coding region: 43-1359 (438 amino acids)
Biological process (GO): phosphatidylserine biosynthetic process
Molecular function (GO): L-serine-phosphatidylethanolamine phosphatidyltransferase activity
Source: RefSeq, a predicted model, not a curated record